Messenger RNA from Dichotomopilus funicola, 1677 nucleotides. RefSeq lists its product as uncharacterized. The coding region runs from base 1 to 1677 and encodes 558 amino acids. The transcript has 3 exons. Lineage: Eukaryota; Fungi; Ascomycota; Sordariomycetes; Sordariales; Chaetomiaceae. The record is from RefSeq and is a predicted model, not a curated record.
AUGAAGCGUUUUGCCAGCCUUCGCAAAGACAAACCAAAGCUAGCCACCGAGACGAAGCCAGUCACCGAGAUGGCACCAACGCCCGAGAAAGAGGCCGCCUCUCCGGCCGCUACUCCCGUCACCGCCGUGUCGUCCGCGACACCCGCGAGACAGGAAACAAUCUCCAGCAUUGCUAGCGACGAAGCGGUUCCCGAUAGUGACCCCAAUACCACCGCCGGCCUGCUCGCCCAGAGAUUGCAGGCGUGGAAACAUGCCGUCGUCUACCUCGAGGAGUACAUGGAGGCCGUGGAGAAGAUCCAUAAGGCACAGGCGAAGGAGUAUGAGAGGGUGUUGAAGACUAUCUCGAAACCCCUUAGGGAGGGGGAGCACUUCGACCAGACCCUCGGCGGCGUCGCCGGCUUCUUCGAGAACAUGCGCGUCAACACGCAGGCGCUGAUCAACUCCAACCUCGAGACGGAAAAGAACAUCAAGGGCACCGCGCUCCCGGUUGUCGAGCGCUUGCAUAAGGAGAUCAAGCACAAGGCCAAGGAGCUGGCCCACGGCGCUGAAAAGGGGGCCAAGGAAGUUGAGAAGGCGCGCAACACCACGCAGAAGCACAUUGAGCUGCUGGGCCAGCACACCGCCUCAUUCGAGGCCACCGGCGGCAAGCACACCCCGGCGGAGGACCCCUACGUCAUCUCGCGCGGCGUGCUGCACCGCUUGUCGAAGCAGGUGCUCGAGGAGAACAACCAGCACAACGACUUGGUGGCCGUGCAGGCCAACUUCGAAACCUUCGAGCGCCACAUCAUCCAGGUCCUGCACCAGGCCAUGGAGUCCUUCACCAACCUGACCGGUGGCCAGGCCCUCAAGGUGCAGGCCCUACACACCGAUAUGCUUGGUGCCGCCCAGCGCGUCCCGCCCGACUUCGAAUGGAAGGCCUUCGUCAAGCGGUCCGGCCACGCUCUGGUUGACCCAGCCGAGCCGCCACGCACCGUCGAGGGCAUCCAGUUCCCCAACAUGACGCACUCCUCGACGAAGCCGCUGAUCGAGGGCUCGCUCGAGCGGAAAUCGCGCAACAAGCUUUCCUGGGGCUACACCACCUCCUACUACGUCAUCACCCCGUCCAAGUUCCUGCACGAGUUCAAGGACGACGACAACGUCCGCUACGACCCAACCCCGGAACUGUCCAUCUACCUCCCCGACGCCGUCAUCGGCGCCCCGCACGGCGAGAAGUUCAACGUCAAGGGCAAAGACCGCUCGGGCGGCUUCGGCGGCAAGCUCGCGGGUACCUCGGAGCUCGCCUUCAAGGCCCACUCCGCGGCCGAAGCGGAGAAGUGGUUUUCCGUCAUCCGCGGCGUCGCGGGCGCUACUGGUCCGGCCGCGACCAGCUCAACCCCGGGUAGCGAGGUUACCAGCCCUGUCAGCGCGACGGCGUCCACGACGGCUCUGGGCGCCACUGGUUCCGGCAGCAGCGAGAAGCCCAAGCCGGUCGUUGCUGUGCCUGCGGCUCAGGAGUCGGGGAUCACGGGUGGCGAGACGGUGGCUAGCCCUGUUGCGGCUUCGGUGACGAGUGCGGCGGCUACGCCUGUGACGGCGAGCGCGCCUGGUUCAGGUGACUCGAAGGGACCUGUACCUGCUACGGCUGCUGCGGAGACCACGACUGCGAGCGCGGAGAAGGCGGCUGAGGCGAAGGCUUAG